This is a messenger RNA of Trichoderma harzianum CBS 226.95, 638 nucleotides long. RefSeq lists its product as hypothetical. NCBI's taxonomy places the organism in Eukaryota, Fungi, Ascomycota, Sordariomycetes, Hypocreales, Hypocreaceae. The record is from RefSeq and is a predicted model, not a curated record. The transcript has a single exon. Bases 106 to 531 code for a protein of 141 amino acids.
CUCUGGUACUUGCGGGCGCACCUUGGCCGUUGCUUGUAACAAAUUCCUUCUAGGUACUCUGCUCCGUAAGUAACCCGAGUUGCACGGUACCUCUGUAACUGGUACAUGCAGGUUGGCCGAGACGUCUUUGGUCUGUUUUUGACGUUACCCAUCUUGCUUAGGCCAGCCACCAGUGAGCUCUUCCUCUGCACCUCCAAGCUGCUGCCUCCAGCUUUUCUCAUUCAUCCUUUGGCCUGCUUUUCUCUUUGGGCUUCCUCUGUUUUCCUUUUCCCGAAAAUCUCGCCUGGUUUAGCCGUGACUCGCCUGAAAACCGCUCACUCUGUCGCUUCUAGCCCGAGCCACUGCCUUUGGCUUGGCGUAAAUGCUCUCUUCAAGACCAGGCAUAAGCGCCUUCAUCGCCUCUCAGUUAGACCGAGAAACGCUGUGAGCACUGCACGUACCAACAUCGGCGUCAUCAGAGAGUGCCUAAGCUCAGCCCGGCCUUGCACUAGCAUCACUAUUCGUCUUAUUUCUAGCCGUUGGCCGAUAUGAUCACGACAUUGUCCCACUGAGUCAAAGCAACAAGUAAAAUGCGCUUCUGGCUGUGUGACUUGUCCUGAUAUUAUACGCUCAUUCCAACCAUACGCCGUCCCAGUUGA